AUGCCUGAGGCUAUCAGAACUGGCUUGGACUCGUUGCCUGAUGAACUAAAGGCUCAAAUAUUGAAUCAUCUGACUAAUCCACCACCAUCGUGGAGUUGGCAGAAGACUGCGCUCGAUACUUCUAUAACCAGCUCAUGUACCCUACAAGACACUCCACUGAAAAGUCUGGUACUUGUGUCAAGAGCCUGGUAUUCACUUGUCUCGCCAUUGUUAUACUCACACCUACAACUUCGGCUUGAAAGUCCUACAGCCCAAACCGAAUCAGCCUUGCUCUCGGCCAAGAUCAAGAAAAUAACCACAAACUUUAGAGAAUGGUUGUUCCGUGACGCUGGAUAUCCACACGACAUCCGCUUGCCGUAUAGACAUGUUUGGCAGAGCACGGCGACAGAAAAGGCUGCAGAAUGGACAGCUACAGUGGAUCAUUCACUAGCAAGACUAUUCUCAUUCCUCGAGUCACCAGACAAUGGCAGUUUUUGCGAUAGCGUACAGUCAUUGACGCUUGUCGCUACUGGUGAGCUAAACGACAACAAUCUUGACUAUAUUCGAGACGAGGUACAUUGCUUGAUUGCAACAGAUGCAUUUUGGAAUCUGCUAUUCGAAAAGAUCGAUCCUGCGCGGAUCACGGUACUAGCGCCUCCUAGUAAGCUUGCCUGUCUGCUUGGAUGUAGCAUGAACAUGAGGGAUGCAUGGGCUUUCCCCGGCAUGGCUAUGCAGCUCGUCUCGGUUUGGAGAGAGUCCAGGCCAUUAGAAGUCGUCGACAAUGGUUCCCCACCAUCAGAAAGCGACUACGAUAUGAUGCAACCUGUGGAGCUUGUUAUGGACCCGGAUGAGUACGGCAGACCAGCCUUCUCAAGCAUCAUCUACAUCAAGCCCUGGACACACCUUGCUGUGAACGAAGGUUCUUUCCUUGAAGCCUACUCAACCUACGAAUAUUUCCACAAGAAUCCGCCAGGUAUACUAGCAGCAGUUGGAAGAGCAUUCCGCCUCGAGACAAGCAUAUGGUCAGUGGCAUAUAAGGCCAUCUUCCCCUUUAACAACCACAUCAGCUCGCCGCUCGAUCAAAUAACAUACAAAGGCAACCCUUCAAACGUACGAAAACUCUACGUCAAGAUAGCACCAGAUCCAGACGACACGAUUCUCGACGAUCCAAGGAAAAUAGCAAAAGCCGACAUCACCGACUGUUGGCGUGAGGUUGAGUCGACAUACAGAUUUCUGACAGACCCUGCUCUUCGGGGGGAGCCGGAGUUUGAGUCAUCUGGUGUGGUCAGAGAGCUCGAAAUGUUUAGCUUCGGCGACAGCAGCAUAUCUUCAAUCAGGGACACUGUCACAAGUUCGCUGGAGAGUGCGGGUUGGCAAGAAGUGGCUUUAAGCGAGUGGCACAGCUCCAGACUUGUUUCUCUCCUUCAGAUGUCUACACUUGGUGAGGAUAGUGUAUUGCAGUAG
This is a messenger RNA of Aureobasidium subglaciale EXF-2481, 1443 nucleotides long. RefSeq lists its product as uncharacterized. The transcript has a single exon. The coding region runs from base 1 to 1443 and encodes 480 amino acids. Lineage: Eukaryota; Fungi; Ascomycota; Dothideomycetes; Dothideales; Saccotheciaceae. The record is from RefSeq and is a predicted model, not a curated record.